Archocentrus centrarchus (flier cichlid) is the source of this 1082-nucleotide messenger RNA. RefSeq names its product claudin-4-like. Gene Ontology annotation, cellular component: membrane; bicellular tight junction. Gene Ontology annotation, molecular function: structural molecule activity. The coding region runs from base 190 to 831 and encodes 213 amino acids. The transcript has a single exon. Lineage: Eukaryota; Metazoa; Chordata; Actinopteri; Cichliformes; Cichlidae. The record is from RefSeq and is a predicted model, not a curated record.
UCUGCGCUGAAUCCUCACCCAUUCAGCGAACUGAUCUGAAUAGCAGAGAACUUGCCUCCAUCAAAGGAAGGACACAAAUAAUCAACAGCCUGCGAUAUUCCACAGGAGGACCAGAGAGAGCUUUUCAUCGACUUUUGAAAAGAGAAAGGACUUGAAUUUGGAGCAACUUGAAGAAAAACUCUGACCACAAUGGUGUCUGCUGGGUUCCAAAUUCUGGGUUCAGCCCUGGGAAUCAUUGGCUGGAUUGGAGCGAUCAUCGUGUGUGCCCUUCCCAUGUGGCGGGUCAGUGCUUUUAUUGGCAACAACAUUGUCACCUCACAGAUCUUCUGGGAAGGUAUCUGGAUGAGCUGUGUGGUCCAGAGCACAGGCCAGAUGCAAUGUAAAGUCUAUGACUCCAUGCUUGCCCUCAGCUCUGACCUUCAAGCUGCCCGAGCCCUGACUGUCAUUUCCGUUGUUGUGGGCAUCUUGGCUAUUCUGCUUUCUGUGGCCGGAGGGAAAUGCACCAACUGUGUGGAGGAUGAAGAGUCAAAAAGGAAAGUGGGAAUCACAGCUGGGGUCAUGUACAUUAUAGCUGGAGUCCUCUGCCUCAUCCCUGUCAGCUGGACAGCCUCCACCAUCAUACAAGACUUCUACAACCCUAUGUUGACCACUGCCCAGAAGAGAGAGAUGGGUGCUGCAUUGUACAUUGGAUGGGGUGCCGCUGCUUUGAUGAUAAUCGGAGGGGGGCUGCUUUGUGCUAACUGCCCCAAGGAAGAAAAAAACUACAGUGCGAGGUACAAAGCUGCUAUGUCCGACCGAUCAGGACCAACAUCUGGGAAAGGCUACGUCUGAAACGGGGAAUUUUUACUGGGACAGAUGCUUUGGAAUUUGUGUGCUGUGUGUGUUGAUUUUUCAGGUCACUUGAUGAAAUGUGGCUCCUUUUGGGAGUGUUUGAGAGCAAGUUAAGGAACCACACCCAAAGAGAAACUCUGUGUAUUUGACUUACUUCUAUAUAUGUGGCUAAUGAACAUAAAAAAGUUGCUAACAAGUCUAGUGUGUAUUCUAUACCCUGAAGGUUUUUUUUUAAUAAAAUGUUCACUUCA